This is a messenger RNA of Anolis carolinensis (green anole), 13968 nucleotides long. It is a transcript of the gene unc80, whose product is annotated as unc-80 homolog, NALCN channel complex subunit. The record is from RefSeq and is a predicted model, not a curated record. The transcript has 65 exons. Lineage: Eukaryota; Metazoa; Chordata; Lepidosauria; Squamata; Anolidae. Gene Ontology annotation, molecular function: monoatomic cation channel activity. Gene Ontology annotation, cellular component: axon; cation channel complex. Gene Ontology annotation, biological process: monoatomic cation homeostasis. The coding region runs from base 45 to 10148 and encodes 3367 amino acids.
CAUGGGCUAGCAGGGGAGCAGCAGCAGCAGCAGCAGCAGGAGCCAUGGUCAAGCGGAAAAGCUCCGAAGGCCCCGAGCAGGAGAGCGGCCGCGGGGUCCCGCUCCCCAUCCAGACCUUCCUCUGGAGGCAAACCAGUGCUUUUUUGAGGCCCAAGCUGGGAAAACAAUAUGAAGCAUCAUGUGUGUCCUUUGAAAGAGUUUUGGUUGAAAACAAACUGCAUGGCCUUUCACCAGCCCUUUCGGAAGCCAUCCAGAGCAUUUCUCGUUGGGAACUGGUCCAAGCUGCCUUACCACAUGUCCUUCACUGCACGGCCAUUUUGCUGUCAAAUCGGAACAAGCUAGGUCAUCAGGACAAACUUGGAGUUGCAGAAACAAAGCUCCUUCACACACUCCACUGGAUGCUGUUGGAAGCUCCUCAAGACUGCAGUAAUGACCGCUAUGGAAGUGGAGGAGGAGACCGCGGAUCCAGCUGGAGGGGAAGCAGCAGUGCUUUCAUUCACCAGAUUGAAAACCAGGCAUCUCCUGGGCAUUCAAGGCGGGACAGCAUCAAUGAAGAAGAAGAGAAUAACAGAAGGAAGUUUUUUCAGAAUUCCAUGGCCACAGUCGAGCUCUUUGUUUUCCUGUUUGCUCCUCUGGUUCAUAGGAUUAAAGAAUCUGAUCUGACUUUCCGUCUAGCCAGUGGCCUUGUGAUUUGGCAACCAAUGUGGGAACAUAGGCAACCUGAAGUGACAGCUUUUACAGCACUGGUUAAGCCCAUCAGAAAUAUAAUUACAGCAAAGAGAACCUCUCCAAUCAAAAAUCAGACUCAGACAUGUGAAUCUCCAAAUCUGGAUGUUGGCCGCUCAGAGGGAUUGCAGGUCGUCUGUGAAACAGCCCAGCCAGAUUACAAGUCGCCAAGGCCAACAUUUUCAGGCUGUCAUCGUGGAAACUCCAUUGAAGGAAGUGUAUCAUCCCAAGCAUCCCAAGAGAAAGGACCACCAUACCCUAGGGUGUCUUUGGUGAUCCCACCAUGCCAGAAGUCUCGGUAUGCCACCUACUUUGAUGUGGCAGUUUUGCGAUGCCUGCUUCAACCACAUUGGUCUGAGGAAGGCACACAGUGGUCCCUGAUGUAUUACCUCCAGAGGCUCCGCCAUAUGCUAGAGGAGAAACCCGAGAAGCCCCCUGAGCCGGAUGUCCCACAGCUGCCAAGGCCACGCAGCAGCUCCAUGGUGGCUGCCGCUCCAUCAUUGGUGAACACUCACAAAACACAGGAUCUCACAAUGAAAUGCAAUGAGGAAGAAAAAUCCUUAAGCACAGAAGCUUUUGCCAAAGUGUCAUUAACCAACCUGCGGAGACCUGCAGUUCCAGACCUCUCCUCAGAUUUGGGAAUGAAUAUUUUUAAGAAGUUCAAGAGUCGCAAAGAAGAUCGUGAGCGCAAGGGCUCGAUUCCUUUCCAUCACACGGGGAAGAAACGGCAGCGGCGGAUGGGAGUUCCCUUCUUGCUCCAUGAAGACCAUUUGGAUGUGUCACCCACUCGCAGCACUUUCUCCUUUGGCAGUUUCUCUGGGAUUGGGGAAGAGAGACGGGGCAUGGAGAGAGGAGGGUGGCAAACCACUAUCUUAGGGAGGUUUACCAGACGGGGCAGCUCUGAUGCAGCCACAGAGAUGGAGAGCCUGAGUGCAAGGCACUCGCAUUCCCACCAUACUUUAGUCACUGACAUCCCGGAUCAUUCCAACAGCCAUGUGCGUUCUCAGAUCUCCACCAUCACGGUGGCAACUUUCAACACCACUCUGGCCUCUUUCAACGUGGGCUAUGCAGACUUCUUCAGUGAGCACAUGCGCAAACUUUGCAACCAGGUGCCCAUACCAGAAAUGCCUCAUGAGCCCUUGGCAUGUGCCAAUCUCCCUCGGAGUCUGACAGAUUCCUGCAUCAAUUACAGCUGUUUGGAGGAUACUGACCACAUAGAUGGCACCAGCAAUUUUGUCCACAAGAAUGGCAUGCUAGAUCUUUCGGUGGUUCUCAAAGCUGUUUAUUUGGUCCUGAACCAUGACAUCAGCUCCCGCAUCUGUGAUGUGGCUCUCAAUAUUGUGGAAUGCCUGCUUCAGCUUGGAGUGGUGCCCUGUGUGGAGAAGGCAAGAAGGAAAAGUGAGAACAAAGAGAACGAGUCCACUGAAAAGAGGCAAAGUGAGACCUCCUUCCAACUCAAGGGGGCAUUGAGUAGUUCAGCAUCUGCAUUUGGGGCUGCUACAGUCAGUGGAGCUGGAGACAGCAGUGGUGACGGAGGAGGCGGUGGCAGUGGUGGUGGCAGCAGUGGUGGCGGAGGUAGUGGUGGUGCAGGAGGAGAUGGAGGUGGUGGAGAUGGAGGAGGAGGAGAAGGCGGAGGACGACCUUAUGAAAAGAAUGACAAAAAGGAAGACAAGGAGGAAAGCACCCCUGUAAGCACUCACAGGCUGGCUCUGACAAUGCUGAUAAAAAUCGUGAAGUCAUUGGGCUGUGCCUAUGGCUGUGGAGAAGGUCACCGAGGACUCUCUGGAGAUCGGCUGAGACAUCAGGCUCAGAACUGUCUCACGAAGUUAUACAAGCUGGAUAGAAUGCAGUUCCGACAAACCAUGAGAGACUAUGUAAAUAAGGACUCACUCAACAAUGUGGUUGAUUUUUUACAUGCCUUACUAGGAUUCUGCAUGGAGCCAGUUACAGACAACAAAGCUGGGUUUGGAAAUAAUUUCACCACAAUGGAUAACAAGUCCACAGCCCAAAGUGUGGAAGGUAUUAUUGUCAGUGCAAUGUUCAAAUCCCUGAUCACCCGCUGUGCCUCUACUACACACGAGCUCCAUAGUUCUGAGAAUCUGGGACUGUAUUGUGACAUCCGACAACUUGUGCAAUUUAUCAAGGAGGCUCAUGGGAAUGUCUUUAGACGAGUCGCUCUUAGUGCCCUUUUGGACAGUGCUGAGAAAUUGGCACCAGGAAGAAAAGCAGAAGAAACUACUGAGCAUGAACCCAAACCACCUGGCAGCAAAAGAUCUGAAGUAGGUAGUAUUGUUAUUGAUAAAGGACAGCCUUCUGCUCCUGAUGAAUGCCGUAGUUAUCUCUCAAGUCGCCCAUUACAGACUCCAGAACAUGAUGAACAGAUGCAAGGAGCAGCCCUAGGCCGCAAAGAUUUCUGGCGGAAGAUGUUCAAAUCACAGAGUGCAGCAAGUGAUACCAGCAGCCAGUCUGAACCAGAUACUUCAGAAUGCACAACAGCACACUCCGGGACAACAACUGAGAGGCGCUCCCGUUCCCGUUCCAGGCGGAUCUCUCUCCGAAAAAAACUUAAACUUCCCCUAGGUAAAAGAAAUUGGCUGAAACGCUCAUCCCUUUCUGGUCUGGCAGAUGGUGUCGAAGAUCUCCUUGAUAUCAGCUCUGUUGAUCGUCUCUCUUUUAUCAGGCAGAGUUCCAAGGUGAAGUUCACUAGUGCCGUGAAGCUGUCAGAAGGGGGCCCAGGAAGUGGCCUGGAGAAUGGGCGUGAUGAAGAGGAGAAUUUCUUCAAGCGUCUUGGUAAAUGGCGCACCUGUCGAAGACAUCCAUCCAAGCUUCAUCACAUAGAAGAAAAAGAUGGUUGCCAGACAUAUGAUGAUCAGAUGGCUCCCAACCAAGAGGGAAGCAAAUCCAAGAAUGUUGUGAACCUGGGUGCGAUACGGCAAGGCAUGAAACGUUUUCAGUUCCUCUUAAACUGCUGCGAACCAGGAACAAUCCCAGAUGCCUCUAUCUUGGCAGCUGCCCUUGACCUCGAAGCCCCGGUGGUAGCAAGAGCAGCCCUGUUCUUGGAGUGUGCUCGCUUUGUCCACCGCUGUAAUCGUGGCAAUUGGCCAGAAUGGAUGAAGGGACACCAUGUGAACAUCACCAAAAAAGGCCUUUCUCGCGGGCGCUCUCCAAUAGUGGGGAACAAACGGAACCAGAAGUUACAGUGGAAUGCAGCCAAACUCUUCUAUCAGUGGGGAGAUGCCAUUGGAGUACGUCUGAAUGAGCUCUGCCAUAGCGAGAGUGAGAGCCCAGCUAACCUGCUGGGUCUCAUUUAUGACGAGGAGACCAAGCGGAGACUAAGAAAGGAGGAUGAGGAAGAAGACUUUUUAGAUGACAGUAAGGAGACUCCCUUUACUACAAGAACCCCUGCUUGUACGGUCAACCCCACCAAAUGUUGUUGUCCUUUUGCCUUGAAGAUGGCAGCAUGUCAGCUGCUCUUGGAGAUCACCACAUUCCUUCGGGAGACCUUUCCCUACAUGCCCAGGCCACGUACAGAACCACUUGUGGAUUUGGAAAGCUGCAGAUUACGCUUGGACCCUGAGAUGGACCGGCACAGGUAUGAGAGGAAGAUCAGUUUUGCUGGGGUUCUGGAUGAAAAUGAAGAUUCAAAAGAUUCCUUGCACAGCAGCAGUCAUACCCUGAAAUCUGACACAGGUUGUGAAGAGAAGAAAGUUCCCAGCAGGAAGAUCAGGAUAGGAGGCUCCCGCUUGCUCCAGAUUAAAGGAACCCGCAGUUUCCGGGUGAAGAAAGGGGGUUCCCUGUCCAGCAUUCGCCGGGCCGGCAGCCUAAAGAGCACCAAGUUAUCCCGUCAGGAUUCAGAGUCUGAGAAUGAGGAGCUGCAGCUGUCCCACAGCAGGGACACUGUCACUGACAUAGAAGGGAGUCCUUGGAGCGCAAGCGAACCCAGCAUAGAACCUGAAGUGCUGAGCAGCACUGGUACCGAAGAGAAUUAUCAUCGCAAUAUGUCGUGGCUACAUGUGAUGAUUCUUCUCUGCAACCAGCAGAGUUUUAUCUGUAACCACAUUGAUUACUGCCACCCUCACUGUUACCUCCAUCACAGCCGUUCUUGUGCUCGUCUCGUUCGGGCCAUCAAACUCCUGUAUGGAGACACUGUGGAUUCACUCAGAGAAAACAAUAUACCUAAUGGUGUAUCUAGGGGUAAAAAGCAGAAAGAGUGUUCAGACAAGUCAUGCCUGAGAACACCUUCUCUUAAGAAAAGAGUGAUGGAUACCAACCUUGAAGGAAAGAAGGACUCUGGGAUGUUGAAAUAUAUCAGGCAUCAGGUGAUGAGUUUAUCUCCGGCACCAUUAUCCCUCUUAAUCAAAGCUGCUCCCAUCCUCACAGAAGAGAUGUACGGGGACAUCCAGCCUGCAGCAUGGGAACUGUUACUUAGCAUGGAUGAGCACAUGGCUGGUGCAGCAGCUGCCAUGUUCCUUCUGUGUGCUGUGAAAGUGCCCGAGGCAGUGUCAGAUAUGCUGAUGUCUGAAUUUAAUCACCCCGAGGCAGUGCAGAGGUUGAAUGCUAUACUCAAGUUCCACACCCUCUGGAGAUUUAGGUAUCAGGUCUGGCCUCGGAUGGAGGAAGGAGCUCAGCAGAUCUUUAAGAUUCCUCCACCUAGCAUCAACUUCACCCUGCCAUCCCCAGUACUGGGAAUGCCCUCUGUCCCCAUGUUUGACCCACCAUGGGUACCACAGUGUGGUGGAAGUGUGCAGGACACUAUUAAUGAAGAUCAAUCUAAGUCAUUUUCAGCCCGGGCAGUGUCACGCUCCCAUCAGCGUGCAGAGCACAUUCUGAAGAAUCUGCAGCAAGAAGAAGAGAAAAAACGUCUGGGUCGAGAAGCUAGUCUGAUCACUGCCAUCCCCAUCACUCAGGAAGCUUGUUAUGAGCCCACCUGUUCCCCAAAUUCGGAACAGGAGGAAGAAGUAGAAGAAGUUGUUAACCUGGCAUCUCGUCGUCUCUCUGUGAGUCCAUCAUGCACUUCGAGUACCUCUCACAGGAACUACUCUUUUCGGCGUGGCUCAGUUUGGUCAGUGCGUUCAGCAGUCAGUGCUGAAGAUGAGGAACACACAACAGAGCAUACACCAAAUCAUCAUGUGCCCCAGCCUCCACAAGCGGUCUUCCCGGCUUGUAUCUGUGCAGCUGUGCUUCCCAUUGUUCACCUGAUGGAAGAUGGAGAAGUCCGGGAGGAUGGUGUCGCAGUGAGUGCAGUAGCUCAGCAAGUCCUAUGGAACUGUCUCAUUGAAGAUCCAUCUACAGUUCUUCGACAUUUUCUGGAGAAGCUUACGAUCAGCAAUCGGCAGGAUGAGUUGAUGUAUAUGCUCAGGAAACUUCUGCUUAACAUUGGAGACUUCCCUGCUCAGACAUCCCAUAUCCUCUUUAACUACUUGGUGGGAUUGAUCAUGUAUUUUGUGCGCACACCAUGUGAAUGGGGCAUGGAUGCUAUUUCAGCAACACUGACCUUCCUUUGGGAAGUUGUUGGCUAUGUGGAAGGACUUUUCUUCAAGGACCUCAAACAGACUAUGAAGAAGGAACAAUGUGAAGUGAAGCUGUUGGUGACUGCCUCCAUGCCAGGCACCAAAACCCUGGUAGUUCAUGGGCAAAAUGAAUGUGAUAUCCCAACCCAGUUGCCAGUCCAUGAAGACACCCAGUUUGAAGCUCUUUUAAAGGAAUGUCUGGAAUUUUUUAACAUACCUGAAUCCCAAUCUUCCAACUAUUUUUUGAUGGAUAAACGAUGGAACCUUAUUCAUUACAGCAAGACCUAUGUCCGCGAUAUUUAUCCAUUUCGAAGAUCAGUAUCCCCCCAACUGAACCUGGUCCACAUGCAUCCAGAAAAGGGACAAGAACUUAUUCAGAAACAGGUGUUCACGCGCAAGUUGGAGGAAGUUGGCCGGGUGCUUUUCCUUAUUUCUCUGACCCAGAAGAUCCCUGUGGCUCAUAAGCAGUCACAUGUGUCAUUGCUGCAAGAGGAUCUUCUCCGCUUGCCCUCUUUCCCUCGCAGUGCUAUUGAUGCAGAAUUCUCACUCUUCAAUGAUCCACAAGCUGGAAAAGAGCUCUUUGGCCUUGACACUCUUCAGAAAAGCCUAUGGAUCAAACUACUGGAGGAGAUGUUUCUGGGAAUGCCCAGUGAAUUUCCCUGGGGGGAUGAAAUUAUGCUGUUCUUGAAUGUAUUCAAUGGCGCUCUGAUCCUACAUCCUGAGGAUAGUGCUCUGUUGAGGCAGUAUGCUGCCACGGUUAUCAACACAGCAGUGCAUUUCAACCACCUCUUCUCUCUUAGUGGAUACCAAUGGAUCCUGCCCACGAUGCUUCAGGUAUAUGCUGACUAUGAAAGCAACCCACAACUGCGUCAAGCCAUUGAAUUUGCCUGCCGCCAGUUUUACAUUCUCCAUCGUAAACCCUUUGUACUACAAUUGUUUGCGAGUGUGGCUCCCCUCCUGGAGUUUCCUGACGCUACAAAUAAUGGACCCAGCAAGGGGCUCUCAGCUCAGUGCCUCUUUGACCUUCUCCAGUCCUUAGAAGGAGACACUCCAGACAUUCUGGACAUUCUAGAAUUAGUGAAAGCAGAAAAGCCACUGAAAUCAUUAGAUUUCUGCUAUGGCAAUGAGGACUUGACCUUUUCCAUCAGUGAAGCCAUCAAGCUGUGUGUAACAGUUGUAGCAUAUGCCCCUGAGUCAUUCAGAAGUCUUCAGAUGCUGAUGGUCCUUGAAGCCCUGGUCCCCUGUUACCUUCAGAGGCUGAAGAGGCAAACCUCCCAAGUGGAGACGGUGACAGCAGCUCGAGAAGAAAUCGCUGCAACAGCCGCUCUUGCUACAUCCUUGCAAGCCCUUUUGUACAGUGUGGAAGUUCUUACCAGGCCAAUGACUGCUCCCCAGAUGAGUCGCUGUGAUCAAGGCCAUAAAGGAACCACUGCUGCUAACCACACUAUAUCAUCUGGAACAAACACCAGGUACCCGGAGCAAGGAGCCAAACUGCACUUUAUCAGGGAAAACCUUCAUUUGUUGGAAGAAGGCCAAGGCAUUCAACGGGAGGAGCUGGACGAACGCAUUGCUAGGGAGGAAUUUAGGCGGCCUCGUGAGUCCCUGCUCAAUAUCUGUACUGAAUUUUACAAGCACUGUGGCCCUCGCCUGAAGAUUUUGCAGAAUCUAGCUGGUGAGCCAAGGGUGACUUCCUUAGAGCUGCUGGAUGUUAAGUCUCAUAUGAGGUUGGCAGAAAUUGCACAUUCCCUUCUGAAGCUGGCACCCUAUGACACCCAGACGAUGGAGAGCCGUGGGCUCCGGCGAUACAUCAUGGAGAUGCUACCCAUCACUGACUGGACAGCUGAGGCAGUGAGGCCAGCCCUUAUCCUCAUCUUAAAAAGAUUGGAUCGUAUGUUCAAUAAAAUUCACAAGAUGCCUACUUUGAGGCGACAGGUUGAAUGGGAGCCUGCCAGCAGUUUGAUUGAAGGGGUUUGUUUGACACUUCAGAGGCAGCCAAUCAUUUCCUUCCUGCCUCACCUUAGGUCACUGAUCAAUGUCUGUGUCAAUCUGGUGAUGGGAGUAGUAGGACCUUCCAGUGUGGCCGAUGGAUUACCCCUUCUUCAUCUCAGCCCUUAUCUCUCGCCACCUCUACCCUUCAGCACAGCUGUUGUCCGGCUUGUAGCAUUGCAGAUUCAGGCUUUAAAAGAAGAUUUUCCCUUAAGCCACGUGAUAUCCCCAUUCACCAAUCAGGAGAGGCGGGAAGGAAUGCUUUUAAAUCUUCUGAUUCCAUUUGUGCUCACAGUAGGAUCAGGAAGCAAAGAUAGCCCUUGGCUGGAACAGCCAGAAGUCCUCCUGCUACUCCAGACAGUCAUUAAUAUUUUGCUGCCACCUCGCAUUAUCAGUACAUCCCGCAGUAAGAACUUCAUGUUGGAGAGCUCCCCUGCUCACUGCUCCACUCCGGGAGAUGCAGGGAAGGACCUGCGUAAGGAAGGGCUAGCUGAAUCCACUAGUCAGGCAGCUUACCUGGCUCUGAAGGUGAUCCUUGUCUGUUUUGAGCGGCAGCUUGGCAGCCAAUGGUACUGGCUGAGUCUACAAGUCAAAGAGAUGGCUUUGAGAAAAGUAGGAGGGCUGGCCUUAUGGGAUUUCCUGGAUUUUAUAGUGCGCACUCGAAUUCCUAUCUUUGUGCUUCUUCGACCUUUCAUCCAGUGCAAGUUGUUAGCUCAACCAGCUGAGAACCAUGAGGAGCUGACUGCCCGACAGCACAUUGCAGACCAGCUAGAGCGGCGCUUUAUCCCACGCCCUCUUUGCAAGAGUUCUCUCAUUGCAGAAUUCAAUAACGAGCUAAAGAUCUUGAAGGAGGCUGUACACAGUGGGUCAGCCUACCAAGGGAAGACUUCGAUCAGCACUGUGGGCACAUCCACCUCUGCAUACCGACUGAGCCUUGCCACUAUGUCCCGCUCCAACACUGGCACAGGCACUGUGUGGGAGCAGGAUAGUGAGCCUUCCCAACAGGCAUCCCAAGAUACUUUAAGUCGGACAGAUGAAGAAGAUGAAGAAAAUGAUUCUGUGAGCAUGCCCAGUGUGGUAAGUGAACAAGAAGCAUACCUUAUGGGUGCCAUUGGGAGGAGGCGAUUCUCCAGCCAUCUCUCCAGCAUGUCUGCACCUCAGGCUGAGGUGGGCAUGUUACCAAGCCAAAGUGAACCCAAUGUCCUUGAUGACUCCCAGGGCCUGGCCGCUGAGGGCAGCCUCUCUAGGGUAGCCAGUGUGCAAAGUGAACCUGGACACCACAAUCUCCUUCUUCAGCAACCAUUAGGGAGAAAAAGAGGAUUGAGGCAGCUAAGGAGACCGCUUUUAUCACGUCAGAAAACCCAAACUGAACCACGUAGCCGUCAUGGAGCACGACUCUCUACUACACGUAGAAGCAUCCAACCAAAAGCAAAACCAACCGUGGAUCAAAAGCGAUCAGUAACAUUCACUGAAGCCCAGUCAGAGGCAUCAACCUCAAAAACUGAUCCAGCACCUCUGGGAACCCAGCAACCGAGCAGCAAAGGGAGCAGUCCUGCAGAAGAUGGCAAACAGGAUUCUGCAAAUAAACCUCCUGUUACUUCUUCACUUGCUGUUAUUGUGGCAGAUCUCCACAGUCAAGCCUCAUCUGGUCAGACGGAGACGCUUUUGGCUGAAAAGGAUAAGAAAAAAGAAGAGGAUUCGGACCAAACGCCAGUGCCAGCACACAGCACUCCUCCACCCACUCAACUUUCUGACACAGAGGAUUUUACAGGCCUAGAGACCACCAGUUUACUGCAGCAUGAAGACACUGUCCUUCACAUCAGUGAAGAUAAUGGAAUGGAGAAUCCUCUUCUUUCCAGCCAGUUCAGCUUUGCACAGGUUGAGGUGAGGCAGACUGACAUUGACCUAGAUGAGUCACAUGUUUGAUUUAGGAGGGAGAUAGAUGAUUAUAUGUGAGAAGCAGAAGAAACUUGCCUCUGGUCUUCAUAUCCCUCUGUAUGUAAUUGAGAAGAGCACUUUAUGAACACUGAGGAGCACAUUUUGUAUCCUCUGGGACAGGCGGACAAAUGUCUUUUAGGAAAUAAUUUGGACAGAUCAUGUUGGACUCAGGGCAUACCAUAAGAUAGAGAAACAACUGGGAGCAUUACUAGGCACAAAAUUAAGUUACAACAUCUUGCCCUUUUGCGCUCCUCAACCGGUCUGCUAAAAUUCAUUGCAUUGAUAAACAUCAGUCAGGAAAGGAGCAAUAUCUCUUUGGAGACUGGCCAUGUUAAUCUGGUAUCUUAAAGUUUUAUUUUUGUAAGCUCAAAAAGGAAAUAUAUAUAUAUCUAUACAUAUAAUAUCAACAUACACUUAGUCUAUUUAUCAUUAACAUAGUUCUCUAUAAAGCUAGAGAACUAUUUAUGGCUGUGUGUAUUCUAGCAAACAUCAGAAUGUCAAAUGCCAGACAAAGAUCAGAGGAAUAUUUGCUAUAAUUUCUGAUCUGUGUUUGGAAUUAUAAUGUAUUAGUUGUUUUGAACGCUACACGUAAACCCUAUUGAACAAGUAAAUGAUAAUGCUGUGCAUAAAUGUGGGAAAAUAUCGAGAUGUGUAAGAAAAAUAUAUCUAUAUAAUGGGAAUGUACCAUAUGAAAAUAUGUUCAUCUCGAAUAUUUGUUAUUCUUAGUGUAAAAAAUCAUAACACAUAUAAAUUAUACCUCUCUUUGAGAUUUGGGUAUAUUAUUCAUUUAAAAUCAUGGAUGAUUUGCAAUUAGACUAAAUGAAAGAUGAAUGUAACCAUUCCUAAUUAUCUUUUACUCUGAUGAGUUUAUGUCGACAUACAUUCAAUUUAUGUUUGAAGGUUUCUAAAUAUUUCUAAAAUUGGAAUUCUUUCGGCAGCCACAUGUUUGGCUUACAAAAUGUUAUUUUAGUUGAAAUUACAUAUCACUAGUAGCUGGGAAUGGUUUCUUAAGCUAUGCAGGAAAAAGUUAUGGCAAAAUCAAAGUAUGUAGUUAACUGUUCCUCUUAAGGAAUGUCACUUAAGGAAUGUCACCUCACUUCUGUCACUUUAAACCAAUCAAGCCUCUGUAACACACUACAACUGUUUUUAAAAGAGAGAAUGUAACCCCAUGUCACUUCUUAAAGUUUGUUAAAUAAGUUGAUUUUGUGAACUGCUAGGGUGGCCUUUUUACAAAUAUUCAGAUUUAUAUGAGAAAGCAGAAUGUUACUAUGUGUUGUUGAAGGCUUUCAGGGCCAGAAUCACUGGGUUGAUGUGUUUUCCGGGCUGCAUUGCCUUAUUCCAGAAGCAUUGUCUCCUAAUGUUUCACCUACAUCUAUGGCAGGCAUCCUCCAAGGUUAUGAGGACUGUUGGAAACUAGGCAAGUGGGGUUUAUUUAUAUGUGGAAUGUCCAAGAUGGGAGAAAGGACUCUCGCCUAUUUAAGGCAAGUAUGAAUGUUGCAAUUGGCCACCUUGAUUAGCACUGAAUGGCCUUGCAGCUUCAAAGCCUGGCUGCUUCCAGCCUGGGGAAUCCUUUGUUGGGAGGUGUUAGCUGGCCCUCAUUGUUUCCUGUCUGGAAUUCUUUAUUUACUGUCCUGAUUUUAGAUAGUUCUUUCUCCCACCCUGGACAUUCCAGAUAGAGAAACCCUCCUUGCCUAGUUUUCAACAGACCUCACAACCUCUGAGGAUGCCUGCCACAGAUGUGGGUAAAAUGUCAGGAGAGAAUGCUUCUGGAACAUGGCCAUACAGCCUGGAAAACUCUCACCAACCUAGAAUGUUACUGCUCAGAAAGCAUUAUUCACGUUCUACUUUAUUACACUUCAGUUAAGUGGUUUGGGAAACGGGACUGCAGUGGUCAAUACAAUUAUGUUAUAUUCUACAGACUUAAAUGCACUAGUCAAACUAUUAUGUCAAAAAGAGGAGGUGUAUAUAACAUAGCAGAAUGAGAUAAGUUUCCUUUUUGUCUCAGAAUCACAGCAGCAGUACAUUUUGCUCUCUGACAGUAGUGUGCUGGAUGUAUUUCUCCUGUGACCUGAAUUAUCUGAAUUACAAAAAGGACACAUUUUUUACUUCUUUUGGAUUCAGGUUCAGACUUCACUUAUGGUUAGGGAUUGUUAAAAGUUAAUGGUGCACACUGAUAAAGUCAAGAAAACAACAGUGCAGCCAAGAAGAAUAAAGACCUGUAUAUUUAAGACUUUUUACAAGUAUCAAUAUUUAAAUUUAGACGAACAUUUAUCCUGUGUGUGCAAUAUAUAUAUAUAUAUAUCACAUUCUGGGAAGAAUUAAAAAUAGAGAUUCACUAUCACAAGAUCAGACCUCAUCAUCGUUAUCCCCUGUUUCAAAGUAUGAAAUCCAUUUUAGGAAGCCAUAAUGAGAACUCAAAAAUAUACCUAUUGUGAUAUUUAUUGUUCUUUGUACAGUUACAAUUUAGAAAAUAGUGAUCUAAAGUCAACAUAAGUCUAGCAGCCCAAAGAAUGACGGAGGCUGCUUCUUCUUAAACAUGAGGGCACAUUUGUAGUGUAUUUUUCAUAUCGGCUGCACUGUGGUUAGUAGAGGUGCAAGCAAAUGUACUCUCACAAUGUGUACUUUUUUUCAGUAAAUCUGUGACAUGUAUAUUUUUGCUGUGAAGACAAAUUAUGCUGCUUUACUUAGUGUGUUAGAGGCCUUAUGUGCACGUAAUGUUGAACAAAUGUCACUGUUUUUUAAAAAAGGUGUCUGUCAGUGUUUGAUUGUUUACAUUACAUGCGUUGAUAUUAUUAAAAAUCACAUGCUGUCCCUUCUAAGAAAACUGAGACCAGAUUACAGCCAUCCUCACACCGUUUACUGUAAACUCCCUCUUGAACAUGUGCCUCCUGACAGCUUUUCAAGCAGCAUCCGAUCCCCAUUCGGUUUUCUAGGAAGGGAACAUUACUGUAUUGGAAAUCUUUACUAUGACCAUCUUCUGUGCAUUUGUCUGGAUUUUCCCCCUCCAUUCCAAAUAUAGCUGUAUUUAAUGUUGAAAUCUUUGUAUAUGUGUGUUCUAUGUACAUGUAUGUGUAUAAGAAUGUCAAGGGAUGUAUUUUUAAAGAAUGCUGCUGUACGAUUUUGAAAAAAAGGGAUCUAGACUUGAGAAUUGGUUUUAAUGUCUACAAAACCUUUUCAAAGAUAUAUUUUAAAAAGAGAAAUUGGCAGUAAAAGUGUUACUCAAACGAGUUUUAGCUGCAAAAGCAGGCUAUUUGUCUCCCAGUUCCCAAAACAGACUAUUCCUUUUAAAAAGUGAAUAUAUUUUCACACACUCAUUGCCAAAGAGAUAUAUACAAAUAUGUAUCACAGAAAAAUAAAGUACCAAUAUACCUGUUUCUAAAAUUACUAAUAAUAGGAUUAUAGUUAGCAAAUUAUCUCAGGGCAGUCAGGGGAAUAUUACUUUCUUGCUGGUAUAUAGCAAAGUAUAGAAAGUGAAGGAAGGGCUAUUCUGCCGUGUUAACUAUUAAGAGAGAAUAUUUGAAAUCGAGAAGAUUUUAUGACUAGACUGGUUUAUAUGAAUUAUGAAGUCAAACCUAUCUAAAUAUCUCUUUACACCCACUGAAAUUAAUGUUUCAUGUUCACCACGAAAAAUAUGGAAGCACUUAAAAUGAUGGAUUCAAGGGAUGUUCUAGAUCUGCAAUGGGUGCCAAAUAACCAAAGAUGGAAUGGAAAUAUACUAGCGAUGUUUGAGUUAUGUUUAUGAAAGAGAUUACAAUAGUUAAAUGUUUAAAUCUGCAUAAAUAAUAAAACUUUGCCUAUAACUAUUUAA